Messenger RNA from Lycium ferocissimum, 1418 nucleotides. RefSeq lists its product as uncharacterized. The transcript has 3 exons. The record is from RefSeq and is a predicted model, not a curated record. Lineage: Eukaryota; Viridiplantae; Streptophyta; Magnoliopsida; Solanales; Solanaceae. Bases 265 to 696 code for a protein of 143 amino acids.
AUAAAUUGGGAUAAUAUUAUCCCUAUUCCUAGUUGGUAUAACUAAUACCGGUACUAAUAUAUAUUGGGAUAACUUUACUAAAUGACCAUCUUGCCCCUUAACCUAUUUCAUAUAUACGUAUUACGUUGUUCUAGAUAAUCCUUUUCUUCACUUCUCCCACUAGAGCUUUGGGCACUCAGCUAUGGGAGAUUGAUACUCCAAGAAAUCCAACAGAUUGAUACUCCAAGAAAUCCAUCUCUCUUUGGUCAAGAUCAUAUUGACGGAAUGAGUAAUCACACAUCAUCUUCUGACCAAGCAUCAAAAAGGUCGAGCCGAGCAACACCUCAAAGCCGAAGGUCAUGGACACUAGAAGAAGAACACACUCUUAUUGAUGGUUUAAAGGAUUUGUGUGUUAAGGGUUGGAAAGCGGAUAAUGGCACCUUUAGGCCCGGAUACACGACGGAAUUGGAGCUUUAUUUAAACAAAAUCCAUCCUAACUGUGGAUUGAAAUCUCAACCACAUAUUAAUUCUAAAAUGAAAGCGUGGAAGAGGGAUUACAGGACUAUAGCUUUAUUAAAAAGUCGUAGUGGUUUGGGCUUUCAAUAUGGUGAAGGAAGAAUUGUAGUUGAUGAUCCAAGCAAAUGGGAUGAGUUUGUUAAGGCUGAUCCAAAUGCCAAAGGAAUGCAAAACAAGACAUGGCCAUUGUUCGAGGAUUAGGAAGAAAUAUUUGGAAAAGAUAGAGCAACGGGAGAGUUUGCAGAAGGGCCGAAGAUGCUUUUGAGGAAAUUGGUAGGAGCCAAGGUCAAGGAGUUUCUAAUGAUAGAAGAUUAGGAUUUCUUAUUGAAGUUGAUGAUGAAGAUGAUGAAGAAGAUGCUAGACAUGAACCUGAUGUAGCCCCUGGAGAAGCCGAAAAUGCUCAUGGACCUAGUAAAGCUUGUCAAAGUGCAGAUUGAGCUUCUGAAAGUGGAAAUCCCGAACACCAACAAAACCAACAACAAGGUAAAAAUACUAGAAGCUCCUCUUCCAAUGUCAAUGAUAAGGAGAAAAGCAAAAAAAAGAAAAAGAACUGUUGAAGAUGUUAACGAGACAGCUUUAAAGGAUUUAGUUGAUGUUAUGAAGGAAUUUACGACAAAUCACGGCAAAACAAUGGGUGCUUUAAUUGACAUGUUUGGGGCGCGUGAUGAAUCUGAAAUUCGUGGAAAAGUUUUAGAUAUCCUUUCAUCCCCUGCUUAUCAAGAGUUGUAUAGUCCAGAUCAACAAAUCAAAGCAUCAAUAGAGCUUACUUCUGAUGUUAGAAAAAUGGAUUUGUUCUUACAAAUGGGUGAACUUCAACGUCAAAAUAUAGUGUGGAUGAUUGUCAAUGACAUGUUUCCAAGUAUAUGAAUAUGAUUGUAAGGGCUGGCCAUGGGUUGACAGUUUUUGCUAAAUUGACGAACUUC